CUGAAAAUUGUCUUAAAAAAAAAAAAUUGCUUUUAUUUCAAUAAAAACCAAACCACACAAUUGUUUCAACAGGGCAAGCACCUGUUAACUACUGUUAACAAAAGUACAAUAUUAAUAUUUCAGUUCUUAUCGUUCUUAAACAUGGUGCAAGCAACGCGGAAAUUUAGCCGCCUACGAUCAUUAGGCAUUGUAACAGCGGGUGCCGCAGCCCUGUACAUGGGCAUAACAGCCUAUAAUAAUCAGGAUAAUUUUUACCGCUCAUUUGUCAUGCCCGUUGCUCGUAUUCUGCCCGCUGAAACAAGUCACAAUUUGGCGGUGUGGGCCUGCAAGCACCGCCUCUACCCCGCCUCUGAUUACACAGAUGAUCUAAAUUUGCACUGCUCCUUCUUUGGUCGCCUCAUUAGCAAUCCAAUUGGUAUUGCAGCCGGUUUCGAUAAAAACGCCGAGGCCAUAAUGGGACUGAAGGAUUUGGGUUUCGGCUUCAUUGAGGUGGGCAGCGUGACGCCUUUGGCCCAGAGUGGGAAUCCGAAGCCGCGCGUAUUUCGUUUAGUUGACGACCGGGCUAUAAUCAACCGCUAUGGCUUUAAUAGUGAGGGCCACGACGUGGUGUUGAAGCGCUUGAGGGACCUUCGUCAGCGCGAAGACUUUAAUGCUAUUGUGGGAGUAAAUUUGGGCAGGAACCGCGACACGAUGACCCCCAUUGGCGACUACGUGAAAGGCGUACGUACCUUUGGGCCCGUCGCCGAUUAUCUGGUCAUCAAUGUCAGCAGUCCUAAUACGAAAGGACUGCGGGAAAUGCAAAGUAAAAAGGAGCUCACAGAACUGCUCGAAGCAGUAAAUGCAGCCCGUGGCAAACUUAAAGUCAACCCGAAUGUGCCCAUAUUGUUGAAGCUGUCGCCCGAUCUGGAACGCCGUGAGCUGAUUGACAUCAUUUCCGUCAUCAACAAUAAGAAAUGUCGCGUUGAUGGUUUAAUUGUAUCAAACACCACGCUCUCCCGAGACAAUAUCAAUGAUAUUUCAUUGGCCAACGAGGCGGGUGGUUUGAGUGGCGAACCGCUGCGUGAGCGGUCCACCAAGAUGAUUGCUCAAGUCUACUCGCUGACCAAAGGUAGUAUUCCCAUCAUAGGAGUGGGUGGUGUGGCCUCUGGAAAUGAUGCGUUCGAAAAGAUUGAGGCUGGUGCCUCAUUUGUUCAGAUCUAUACAGCUCUCGUGUAUGAAGGGCCCGAAGUUGUGGAGCGUAUCAAAAGCGACCUCUCGAUGCGGCUUAGUGAAUUGGGCCUGGCCAAUGUUGGACGUGCUGUUGGUUCCAACUACUCCAAAUAUUUGCCUUAAGACAUCGUAUCAAAACAAUAAAAUUGUUUGUAUAUUUCUCAUAA
Drosophila navojoa is the source of this 1376-nucleotide messenger RNA. It is a transcript of the gene Dhod, whose product is annotated as dihydroorotate dehydrogenase 2. Gene Ontology annotation, biological process: 'de novo' pyrimidine nucleobase biosynthetic process; pyrimidine ribonucleotide biosynthetic process. Gene Ontology annotation, cellular component: mitochondrial inner membrane; cytoplasm. Lineage: Eukaryota; Metazoa; Arthropoda; Insecta; Diptera; Drosophilidae. Gene Ontology annotation, molecular function: dihydroorotate dehydrogenase activity. The record is from RefSeq and is a predicted model, not a curated record.